This is a messenger RNA of Populus nigra (black poplar), 1302 nucleotides long. RefSeq names its product RING-H2 finger protein ATL63-like. The transcript has a single exon. The record is from RefSeq and is a predicted model, not a curated record. The coding region runs from base 425 to 1198 and encodes 257 amino acids. Lineage: Eukaryota; Viridiplantae; Streptophyta; Magnoliopsida; Malpighiales; Salicaceae.
CCAAUAACCCCACCCUCUUAUGCCGUUGCCUUCACGAGUCCUCCAUUUCGGCUUUUCUUCUCUUCUUUCCUAUGCAUGAGUCUCAUUAGCUCCUUGGAAAAAGGGAUUCUUUUCUACUUCAAAGAAGACCGUAUAGACAGAUAGUCUUGAGUUAUUGCUUGCUAAUACAUGCAAAUGUUUGAGGACAGAUUACCCGUAAUCUAAUCCUCAAUCAACGACUUCAUUUUCAUGUUAAAGUCUUCUUUUAUUCACACAAACGCACAUUGAAGUAGCAAGUAAUAGAAGAAAAGGAAGAUUACAGUGGUACCUUAUUGUCUACAUAAAGGAUCGUUCAAUAUUGUUCUGUACUUAUGUAAGUAAAUAUAUAUCCUCAACUUUUCUCUUCUACAAACAUCACUCUCUUUAAACCCCUAAAAGCACUGCAAUGUCAACUACUAUUGAAUCACCAAUGCACAAUCCAAUGAGUCAUCUCAUCAACAGCAUAUCUUCAUAUGACAGCAACAUAAUGCUUGCUGCAGUUAUAUCCCUUCUUGUAGUGAUCCUCUUUGUGUUGCUUCUUCACCUCUAUGCCAAGUGGUUCUUGGCACAAGCUCGAAAUAGAAGAAGAUCAAGUUCUGUGACUGCGUCUCACGUUCUACUUCCUUCAAGAUUCCACCAUCUGCAUAACUUCACUAUUGACACUACUUUCUCUACUGCUACUUCAAAGGGUCUUGAUACAUCAGUCAUUUCUUCAAUUCCGUUGUUUGUUUACAAAGCAGAAGAGUGUAAACAAGGUUUAGAGUGUGUCAUUUGCUUGAGUCCUUUUGAGGAAAAUGAGGCUGGUAGGAGCUUGACAAGGUGUGGUCAUGGUUUUCAUGUUGAGUGUAUUGAUAUGUGGUUGAAUUCUCACUCUAAUUGUCCAGUUUGUAGAGCUCCUGCUGUGGGUGAUGACAAUGGCAUUCCAAGUGAUGGAAAGUCCAUGGAGGCGAGUACUAGAGAGUCAACAGACGAUAGGGGCUUGAGUGAUGUUGGGGACUCUAGAUUGGAAAUUGUUAUUUCAAAUUCUGAGAAUGGGAAUCUUGCGGUAAACUGUGAUUGUUUAUCAGAAUCACCAUCUACUUCUUCGUCUUUGGGUUCUUCUUUGAAGAGAAUGCUGAGUAGGAAUAGAUCAGAAAGCAAGGUUUUCCCAUCAAUUAAUGUGAUUGAAUUGGAUGCAUGAGAGAUUGUCUAUGUUUAUACAGAGAGCUUGUAUAGUUGUAUAGAUGAUCUUUUGUAAGUUGAUAGAUCAUUUUUGUAUCUGAAUUCUCAUUACUCAUUAGGCCA